AUGGCCCUGAAGAUCGGGGUGGUGGUUGUAGCGGCCGCAUCCGACGCGGAUGAAGUUGCCGGUCUACCCCUGCCGCCGGCAACAGCCGUUUCCUCAUGGGGGGAGGAUGGUGAAGGAGGAAAAUCCUUGACCCAAAUGCAAGGGGACCUGGUAAACGCAGCCUUCGACGGACUCGCCGGCGCCGUGCCCGACAAGUCGAAUGACCUCAUCGACUCGAUCUUCAUGAACGCCGAAACCGAGACAUCAGCUCCUCCCGCAACGGCGCAGCUGUGCAAAGAAGUAAAACAGUCGUACAAGAACCUGAGCUCCUUGCUUCAUCAGAAAUACGACAAAGGCCUUGAAAAGGUGACCUAUGCAGGGUCACGGGGUACUUCUCCCACCACGGAGUGGGUGCACCCUUCCGUCGCCGAGUUGUUCCGCAGCCAAGGACCCUCGGUAUUCGGCGCUGGGGCUCUGGCAACCGCCGACGCCGAUGCUGCGCGGGAGGCGGUAAGACGCCACAAAGAGCAGAAGAAGAGAUCCAGCGAUGGAGGCAAUCGACCAGGGAGCGAAGAUGUGAUGAGUACUCUCCGCUUGCUGGAAAAGCAGGUCCUGGCCAUGGCUGGAGGAGGGGCGCGCGGUUCUGGCGGUGCCUGACUUCUCUGAAUGGCCCGUGACAAGAAGCGCAUGUUCCGAACGUCGAUGAAUACAG
This is a messenger RNA of Ectocarpus sp. CCAP 1310/34, 691 nucleotides long. NCBI's taxonomy places the organism in Eukaryota, Phaeophyceae, Ectocarpales, Ectocarpaceae. The record is from the annotation of a GenBank genome assembly.